Messenger RNA from Gamsiella multidivaricata, 1839 nucleotides. RefSeq lists its product as uncharacterized. Bases 472 to 1746 code for a protein of 424 amino acids. Gene Ontology annotation, molecular function: protein methyltransferase activity. Gene Ontology annotation, biological process: protein methylation. The transcript is spliced from 7 exons. Gene Ontology annotation, cellular component: nucleus. Lineage: Eukaryota; Fungi; Mortierellomycota; Mortierellomycetes; Mortierellales; Mortierellaceae. The record is from RefSeq and is a predicted model, not a curated record.
UGUGUAGAUAGAUAAAACGUCCGACGGAGAUGAAGACGGUAAGGAUUGAGAAGGACGGAGUGCUACAGGCGUGGGAUGAGGAGAGGGAUGAGGAGAGAGAGAAUGAGAGAGAGUGAGGGAUGAGAAAAGAGAAUCUGUUUUGAGUUUGAGGUCGCCCGGGAAAUCUUUGAGGAAGAGAGCAGUUGGAUGAAGUAUCGCCAAAAGUAGAGACUGCAGCGACCGAGGCUGAAAGCUCCUGGUGGACUCUAUAUUUUCCGAACAAAUCCACUAGCACACGCACAAACAGGCGAGCUGCUCUAGGCAACUGGCCAAUACAACCCUGUCCUUUAUCAUUGGCCAUGUAUGAGCUCAGGGAUCCCUGGAUCAACAUGCCAUCUGCGCUCAAAGGCGAAGGAGGCCUUGGAUCCCCGAACAAACAUCUACAAGAACGACAAAGGAGCACAGCCACGCCGCUAAACCACCUCAGCCCGCAUGUGUGAAAUGCCCGCUGUUCUCCUCCUCUUUCAGUCCAUCUCUCUCUCCCUUGACAACAUUGCAAAAACAAUGGACUUGCAUUCAUCCCAGAUCAUUCCAUCAGCACCAACACCCAAGGGACCCCCCAGAAAAACCCACGGACUGGACUCAGACACCGACGACACCCAGUUCGAGCCAACAGAAAAACGACCACGGCUCAAUAGCAUCUCUCUCUCACCCCACUUGCCUUUCCACAACAAUCCGCUGCAGGAUAGUCUCAGGAGCCAGAGCUUCAUACUGGAGAAUGAUAUCCCCAAGUCCCCCUCUGAAAACAAUUCACAGGAUACGGAUUCAGAGAACGAUCUGGUCCUGUCGGAGGUCCACAUCCAUCCCAACAAUGGUCGCGUGGACGGCCGGUUCCUGACCUCCACUUUUUCUUUGAGCAAAGCGGGUCAAGAUCCGCGUCAGGAUUCUAUACAGGAGCACAAGACGGAUCUAUCGGACGAGGAUGCAGAAGCUCAGGAGGAUCCGCCCUGGGACUAUGCUUUAGAGAUCCAGCACGCAAUGGGCACAACCCUCCGAGAUGUUGGCUCACAGGUUUGGAUGGGUUGCUUCCUUCUGGUCGAUUGGAUGGUCUCGAUAAGAGACCAUUUGAGUGGAAGCUUUGUCCUCGAGCUCGGAGCAGGGACUGGCCUAGCGAGCAUUGCCCUGUGUUUGAUGACAGAUGUCGAAAAGGUUUUUUGCACAGACUACGAUGUGGAGGUGCUGUUGAACUGCGAGCGGAAUAUUGCACUCAAUAGCGAGUCAAUGAUCUCAGACCAUCCAGUAUCAACGCAUCUCGAUCAACGCGUUCUACCACGCAGAUACAAUUGGCUGAUGGACGACCCUACGACUUGUCCGGACGAAACGGCAGAUCGGUUCAGUUGGACUGAUCAGGAGCAUGAAGAAUGGAGGACUAAGGGUGCUGUCAUCUUCGCAGCAGAUGUUGUAUAUGACGAUUCGUUGACGGACGCAUUGAUACGGUGUCUGGAGAAGCUGUUGCUUGAGCCAUUGCCUGAAGACCAUCCACGACAUACCACCGGACGCGUCGCGUACUUGACGAUGGAGAAAAGAUACAAUUUUUCACUUGACCAGCUUGCUGUUGUCGCAACAGCACACGACUAUUUUGUCAAGAAGACAGGGCAAUCCGAAGUGAUCAUGGCUCAGAGGAUGGAUUAUUCGCAGCUGAACCGCCACUGCGACUACGACCGCUCAAAGGACCUGGAACUUUACAGAGUUGUACUUCGCCGAUGAAGCACUGCCGUCAUUAAUGCCGCCAAUUUCGCAGCGUCAAGCCCUUAACGGCCGUGAACUAGGGUCACCAUGACAUGACAUCGCAACCACUCC